AUGGACAAAACGUAUCUUAUUUUCCUUCUCUUCUUUGCUGCAUCGUACUCAUCGUUGGUUUCUGCAGAUUCCGUGACUGUCUACAAAGAUUUUGUCCGAUGUUUCACUAACAAGACAAGUAUCUCCGAUAAGGAACUAUCCGACGUCGUUUUGUCCCGCACUAGCGUCUCCUUCACACCCGUCCUACGCGCUUACAUCAGAAACGCGCGUUUCAACACCUCCUCAACGCCGAAACCUUCGGUCAUCGUCGUGCCACGUGUCGAAUCCCACGUCCAAGCCGCCGUGAUCUGCACCAAAACGCUGAACCUACAGCUGAAAAUCCGUAGCGGCGGCCACGACUAUGACGGUCUCUCAUACGUCUCCGCCGUAACGUUCAUCGUCCUCGAUCUCUCCAAUUUCCGAAACAUUACCGUUGAUAUGAACGACGACGGAGGAUCCGCUUGGGUACAAACCGGCGCGACGCUCGGCGAGCUUUACUACCGGAUCUGGGAGAAGAGCGAGCUACACGCUUUCCCCGCCGGACUCUGUUCUACCGUCGGCGUCGGAGGACACUUAAGCGGCGGAGGAUACGGACACAUGAUACGAAAAUUCGGACUCACGAUAGAUCACGUCGUCGACGCCACGAUCGUCGAUGCCAAGGGUCAGAUUCUCGAUCGAAAAUCGAUGGGAGAGGAUCUCUUCUGGGCGAUUAGAGGCGGCGGCGGCGGAAGCUUCUGCGUCAUUCUGGCUUUCAAAGUGAAACUCGUGGAGGUUCCGAAAACCGUAACCGUCUUCAGAGUAGAUAAAUCGGCGGACCAAAAUGCCCUCGACAUGGUCCAUAAAUGGCAGUUCGUCGCUCCGAGAACCGACCCGGGUCUGUUCAUGAGAGUGCUGUUAUCUUCUGCGACGCGGAAGAACAACACAACAACGGUGAACGCGAAAUUACGAGCUCUGUAUUUGGGAAAUGCAGACGACGUCGUUUCGAUGCUGGCGAAGGAGUUUCCCGAAUUGGGUUUGAAGAAAGAAGACUGUAGAGAGAUGACGUGGAUCCAAUCACUCUUGUGGUGGCUGAACCACGUUGACGUGGACAAAGUCAAACCGGAAAUUUUACUCGAGAGAGAACCGGAUUCGGCUAAAUUUCUUAAGAGGAAAUCGGAUUACGUGGAGAAGGAGAUGACCAAACCAGAACUAAACCGUCUGUUUCAGAGACUGGCGACAUUAAACAGAACCGGUUUGGUUUUGAAUCCAUACGGAGGGAAUCUAAACGCGACCGCAACGAACGCAACGGCGUUUCCGCAUAGGCACAAACUAUACAAGAUACAACAUUCCGUGACAUGGACCGAUGCUGGACCGGAAGCUGACAGGCUUUACGUUGGUAAUCUAAGAACGACGUACAAAAUCAUGACACCGUUCGUAUCUAAAAACCCUAGGAGCUCGUAUUUGAACUAUAGAGAUGUCGACAUUGGGGUUAAUGAUCAUGGAGCGGAUGGUUAUCGGAAGGGAGAAAUCUACGGGAGGAAGUAUUUUGGCGAGAAUUUCGACCGGUUGGUUCGGGUGAAAACCGCGGUUGAUCCGGAUAAUUUCUUUAGGAAUGAGCAGAGUAUACCAACUUUACCUUCUAAGAGAAGAUAG
Messenger RNA from Microthlaspi erraticum, 1611 nucleotides. The record is from the annotation of a GenBank genome assembly. NCBI's taxonomy places the organism in Eukaryota, Viridiplantae, Streptophyta, Magnoliopsida, Brassicales, Brassicaceae.